AUGGCGGCGGCUCCACCAAUCAGAAUACUGUUCGCAAUUCCACGGCGGAUGCUGUCGCUGACAUCGAAUCGGAAUGUUAGGUUCCGUUCCAGCAAUCCCGGGCACACAAUAAAAGCAAUUGGCAGACUUGUGGAUCCAAUCGAAUCGGACACUUUAUACGAUCCAGGACAGCUUUUUAUUCACAAAACAUUCGCAUACAAAGGAGUUGUAGUAUGUGCUUUCAAAUGCAGAUUCCAGGAGAAGAAAAGCAAUUCUAGUGACCGGUCCAUCUCGCAAGGUAGAUACUACCAAGUUCUCAUCGACAGAGGUGAUUGGGGUCACAUGGGAUUUCCUGUGGAUUUGACUUCAUAUUUAAUGGAUGGUACCACACGUGGAGAAAAGCUUCUCACUCUAAUUAACGGUAUGGAUUGUGUAUCACACUAUGACAUUCUUCCAUUCGCUACGUCCGAACGAGACCCUCUUGAUCAUGAUUUGUUCCACAGAAUAUUCGACGUUACUGAAGAGGGAAAAGAAUUCAAGAUCACCAUGAAAGCGAAUCUCUUUGAGAAUUACAUGGCUUCGCAACGGUCA
Molecule: messenger RNA, 570 nt
Organism: Strongylus vulgaris
Lineage: Eukaryota; Metazoa; Nematoda; Chromadorea; Rhabditida; Strongylidae
Source: the annotation of a GenBank genome assembly